Sciurus carolinensis (gray squirrel) is the source of this 1480-nucleotide messenger RNA. It is a transcript of the gene Snca, whose product is annotated as synuclein alpha. NCBI's taxonomy places the organism in Eukaryota, Metazoa, Chordata, Mammalia, Rodentia, Sciuridae. Gene Ontology annotation, cellular component: neuronal cell body; cytoplasm; axon terminus. The transcript has 7 exons. Gene Ontology annotation, molecular function: cuprous ion binding. Gene Ontology annotation, biological process: synapse organization; regulation of dopamine secretion; chemical synaptic transmission. The record is from RefSeq and is a predicted model, not a curated record. Bases 518 to 940 code for a protein of 140 amino acids.
GCCGCCUUCCCUUCCGACCCUCUGUAUCUUUUUCUCGGCUCCUUCUGUGUGGGGGACGGGGAGUGGCAAUUCGACUACAGGUUCCCGGGUUUGCCUCCCACGCCCCCAGGCUCCUGUCCCUGUGUUGUGCUGAUAGCAGCCUCCUCCGAGGACCGUCCCUCUCCUGGUACCGCCUCCGCCCUUCCUACGUGCUCCUUUUCCUCCCUCUUACCUAUUUAAAUAAUAUUUGGAAAUUGUUUAGAUUUAAAAAGAAAAACAGAGAAGGAGGAGGAAUUGGAGUUCUGGAGACGCAGAGGGACACAGGUUGAGAGGUCAGGCUGCUCCUCGUGAACACGCUUUUGCUGGCGGAAACGCUAGAAUGAUGGAUGCGUGAACAUGCAACUUUAUUUUUCUUAGCACAUCCCACUCCCCCGCCUGCUGCCCGCUUUCUCAGUUUUCUCUGGAAAGUGAGGAAACUGCAUUUGGCAAAUAAUUAAAUGGAAGUGCAGAGAAGUGUGGUGUGAAGGAAUCAUUAGCCAUGGAUGUAUUCAAGAAAGGACUUUCAAAGGCCAAGGAGGGAGUUGUGGCUGCAGCUGAAAAAACCAAACAGGGUGUGGCAGAAGCAGCAGGAAAGACAAAAGAGGGUGUUCUCUACGUAGGCUCCAAAACCAAGGAGGGAGUGGUUCAUGGUGUGACAACAGUGGCUGAGAAGACCAAAGAGCAAGUGACAAAUGUUGGAGGGGCAGUGGUGACUGGCGUCACAGCAGUAGCCCAGAAGACCGUGGAGGGAGCAGGGACCAUUGCAGCUGCCACUGGUUUUGUCAAAAAGGACCAGCUGGGCAAGAGUCAAGAAGGAUCCCCACAGGAAGGAAUUCUGGAAGAUAUGCCAGUGGAUCCUGACAAUGAGGCUUAUGAAAUGCCUUCUGAGGAAGGCUAUCAAGACUAUGAACCUGAAGCCUAAGAAAUAUCCUUGUUCCCAGUUUCUUGAGAUCUGCUGACAGAUGUUCCAUCCUGUACAAGUGCUCAGUUCCAAUGUGCCCAGUCAUGACAUUUCUCACAGUUUUUACAGUGUACUUUGAAGUCUUCCAUCAGCAGUGAUUGAAGUAUCUGUACCUGCCCCCACUUAGCAUUUCGGUGCUUCCCUCUCACUAAAGUGAGUAUACGGUAGCAGGAUCCUUGUGUGCUGUGGACAUUGUGGCUUCAAAUCUAAAAUAUUAAAGCAAAUUAAAAUCACCUAAGUGACUACCACUUAUUUCUAAAUCUUCACUAUUUUUUUGUUGCUGUUGUUGAGAAGUUGUGAUUUACUAUCAUAUGAGAUUUUUAGGUGUCUUUAAUGAUUCUGUCUAAGAAUAAUGAUGUAUUGUGAAAUUUAUUAAUAAAUACAAUAUAUAAAAUAUGUGAGCAUGAAACUAUGCACCUAUAAAUAUUAAUUAUGAAAUUUUACUGUUUUGUGCUGUGUUUUAUUAACUUGUGUUUGUAUAUAAAAUGGUGACAAUGAAAA